GGUGCUAUGUGCUAAAUACAGGGGCGGCAGGGGUUAAUUUUGUGUGAGUGUGAUUGAUGCGGGUGGAGAUAGAGGCGUGGUGGAAGUUGUUGGUUGGUUGUUGUUGCGUUAGAUGGUGGCUGCUAGGUUGCGCGUGCUCGUAGGGGGUGCGGCAAGGUGUUUCAGGGGAGGGGGGAAUUGAAGGAGGGAUGUGAAUAAGGGUGGUAAGGGAAUGUGUUUUUUUUUUUUUUUUUUUUACCACCACACCACCAUACCCUCACCACCCUCCUAUCUAACCCCUACCAUAAAAAACACCUAGCCAGUCAGCCACCACCUUGGCACCUUCCCAUCCCUCUACCACCCUUAUUAUGCUAAAAUUAUGUAAUUAAUCAUGAUUAAUAGCUUAAUUAUGCUAAAAUUACUAAAAUAACAUUAUAUUAGAGAAAAAUGAUAAAUCUAUUGCUAUUUAAGAGAUUUAUGGAAAAAUUUUGUUACUCAAAUCUACAUGGCUGCCAAUGAGAAAACCCCUUUUUUUGUUUUUUUUAAAAAAAAUCCUCUUUCUUUGCACGGUCUCUCUCUCUCUCUCUCACUUCCUCAGUUACUUCCCCCCCCCAAAAAUUUCCCCAGUUACGCUCCUCUGCUCGACUUCCGGCAGACCCGCACAGCGCACGGAAGCUGGCCGCUGGAGGCACCGUCCCGCACCGACCUACGACUCGUUGAGUUGUUGUCUCGAAGUCUAGAACUCUCGAAGCUAGAAUUUAGCAUUGAGGAUCAAAAACUGCCUGAAUGCUAAAUUGGUUGGGGUUCCCAUGAAAUUUGAUGAUUAGAGAUGGAUAAGGGAGAGUCAUCGCAACGAAUUUCAGAUGAAGAAUCCUCAUAUUCGAUUCCACGAGGAGGUCCAAUCUUUGUUCAUGACUUUGUAAGCCCCCUCACUAGGGUUUCUGCUUUUGAGUCCGAUGUUUUCCAUGAAUUGGAGAGUUUGAAAGCUGAAUUAGUCUCUGAUUAUACUGAUUUCGAAGAUGAAGAUAUUUCGGUGGAUCAACUUAAGUUAUACAGUGAUGAAGAGUUGGUUGCUGAGGCUAUGAGAAUUGCUUUUCAGGAUGAUGGGGAGGCUAAAACUUCUUCAGACUUGGAAGAAGACCCAUGCAGUUCAGGGGCUGAAGAGUAUCAAACGAUGUUGGAUGCUGAUACAUUAGCUUCCUGUGAGUCCUUUAAUGGCUCUUCAUCUGACACAAGUUACUGUGGAGAAAAAGAUGGCACUAAUGUGAAGAACAGGAAGAGAAAAGCUAAAAAUAAAGCUGGUUCAAAGAAUGGGAGGACGAAGAAAGUGAUUGAUCAUGAUAAGGAAAAACACAGUGACUCGUAUCUUGAGAAAGUGGAGUAUCUUGCAAAAAUCAGGCAGAAGCAGGAAGAAGAAAAGGCAUCAGUGAAACUCCAUUCAUUCAAUUGUGAGAAAGAUAACACCACUGCUCUAUCAUCUGGAAACAUUGAAACUCUGAAACAUCUCGACUCAUCUGGCUGUCCUGCCAAGGUGAAAUGCUCACUGACUGGGAAACAUGGACCAAUUCAAUACCCAGAAACUAUUCUGUGUGUCGAGGUUUAUCACAACAAACAUUCCUGGAAAAAGACACAGGAAUUUCUGGUCCUUGGCAAUCAAACCUUGACUGAGCUGAGGGAUAAGAUUCGUUGUUUAACGGAUAUGGUUAUGCAGAAAGCAAAUACAUAUGAUCCUUCUGGAUAUUUCCUCAUAGAGGAGGUUUUCUGCAACGACACAAGGGAUCCUUCUGCUAUCAACUAUAGUGAGCCAAUUUUUGAUUGGCUUAAGAAUAGCAAGAAAGAGGCACUUGAAAAAUGGAACUCUAUUCUGUCUGGUGUAGGAAAGGGUCGGAAGGUUCCUUUGGACAGCAAGCCAAUAUCCAAAUUGCCUAAUUUUAGAUCAGUUGACAUGCAAAGGACUCGCUUUUGUGACUUGGGAUUCCGGCUUGGCUCUGGGUAUCUGUAUUGUCACCAGGGUGAUUGCAAGCAUGUUAUUUUGAUAAGAGACAUGAGAUUGAUUCACCCUGAUGAUGUACCAAAACGGGCAGCUUACCCUUUGCUUGUGUAUCAAUUGAAAACAGUUUUAAAGAAGUGCUCUGUCUGCCGUAUAUACAAAGCCACAAAGGUGACGUUGGAUGACAAGUUGGCCGGGGAAAAUCCUUGUUAUUUCUGUGAUAACUGUUAUUACCUCCUCCAUUACUCUGAAGAGGGUACUCUGUUGUAUAAUACGUUUCAAGUGCACGAUUAUCUUCAGGAUUACUCCUAAUUGUGGUCUUUCAUAUUCAAUGUGUAGCUGUAUAUUCCUUUUUCCAUCACAUUGAUAAAAACAUUAGCCAUUGAUUGUGAUGA
Chenopodium quinoa (quinoa) is the source of this 2364-nucleotide messenger RNA. RefSeq names its product snRNA-activating protein complex subunit. Lineage: Eukaryota; Viridiplantae; Streptophyta; Magnoliopsida; Caryophyllales; Amaranthaceae. The record is from RefSeq and is a predicted model, not a curated record. The transcript is spliced from 11 exons. Gene Ontology annotation, cellular component: snRNA-activating protein complex. Gene Ontology annotation, biological process: snRNA transcription by RNA polymerase III; snRNA transcription by RNA polymerase II. Gene Ontology annotation, molecular function: bent DNA binding; RNA polymerase II cis-regulatory region sequence-specific DNA binding; core promoter sequence-specific DNA binding. The coding region runs from base 809 to 2281 and encodes 490 amino acids.